This is a messenger RNA of Diprion similis, 857 nucleotides long. Its product is annotated as protein FAM177A1-like. The record is from RefSeq and is a predicted model, not a curated record. Bases 71 to 484 code for a protein of 137 amino acids. The transcript has 3 exons. Lineage: Eukaryota; Metazoa; Arthropoda; Insecta; Hymenoptera; Diprionidae.
AUAAAUUCAAAAAUUUUGACUAAACAAACUGGGGAAGAGAAAUAAAAUUAUUCCCAUAAACCCAUCGAAGAUGGAACCCAGAAUCACUAAGGAACCGAGAAGAGUGAUCCAUUGCUCGGAUGGAACUCUAGAAGAAUAUUCCUCCGAAGAUGAAAGUGAUGGUCUGAAGGCAAAGGUUGAACUACCAGUCGUCGAUCCUAAAACUCUGACUUGGUUUCCAUGGAUUUGGUAUCAGACAACCUGGAUGGGUAGUAAGACCUUGAGUGCUUGUGAUUAUGUUGGAGAAUCCCUAGCAAACUUUUUUGGUAUAACAAGCCCAAAAUUUCAAUUUGAAAUUAACGAAUACUACAGAAUGAAAGCUGAAGAGGCUGAAGCACAACGGAAGGAAGACUUAGAAAUGGGUGGUUGGACGGAGAACAAUCGUAAUAAUCUUGUUGACAAGAAUACUUCAUCAGAACAGGUAGAAAAUAUUCAGAGAUUUUGAUCUUUAAAAAAAAUUCAAAGACCGCAGAAUUUUUCCAGGUCUUUACAACGUGAUCUUGAACUAAAUUCAAAUUCAUUAAUGGAGGCAUUUAGCUUACUUGUAAAUUCUUACUUUCCCUUUUACGUCAAGAUCUUGUUUCAAUUGUAUAGAGCGUUAUAAUUUUUUUUAUACCAUUAAGCAGCUUUUUAUCGAUAUAUGUUAUUUAUCUAUACAACCACUAAACACUUCCAGACUCCACAUGCAUUUAAAAAAUAGUUUUAAUACUAUAGGAGAAACUUUUUAUAAAUGAAAUUCGAUAGGAGUGGAACAAACUUACUGCUUCUAAUUUAUUAUAGGUGACUAAUAUUUAUUUAUCAUACUAUAGAUGAUUGCU